GCGGGGCGGGCUUUAGUCGGCAGCUCGGCGGCGGCAGAAGGUUGAGUUGCGAUCGGACGGUGCGCAGCUCGAAGCAGGCAGCACCAUGGUGAAGAUCGCCUUCAGUUCUCCCUUCGCCCAGAAGGUCGAGCCCAAGAAGGAUGUAGCCGAGGCACUGGUGGCUGACAAGGAUCCAGAAAUUGCAACACAUGGAAAUGAAAAUUCAUCUGGAAGAUGUUUAUUGACCCUUUUGGGUCUUGCAUUCAUCUUAGCAGGGGUUGUGGUUGGUGGAGCCUGCAUCUACAAGUACUUCAUGCCUAAGCAUAAGGUGUACCGUGGGGAAAUGUGUUACUUUGAAAAUGAAAAUCAGGAUCGUGCUCUAGAACCAUACUUCCUGCCCAUUGCAGAAGAAGCUGAUAUUCGGGAAGAUGAUAACAUAGCAAUCAUUGAUGUUCCAGUUCCAAAGUUCUCGGAUAGUGACCCAGCAGCUAUUGUUCAUGAUUUUGACAGGCUUCUGACUGCUUAUCUUGACUUACAACUGGGUAACUGCUAUGUGAUCCCUCUGAACACAUCCAUUGUUAUGCCACCAAGGAAUCUGAUGGACCUGUUUGCAAAACUGGCGACUGGUUCUUACUUGCCUCAGACUUACCUAGUUCGUGAAGAAAUGGUGGUAACAGAAGAGAUAGAUAACGUGUCUGAUUUGGGCAUCUUCAUUUACCAGCUUUGUGUAGGAAAAGAGACCUUCAGACUGCAGCGCAGAGAUCAAAGGGCAGGUCUCCAGAAGCGCUCAGCUGAGAACUGUCAUACAAUCAGACACUUUGAAAAUUCUUUUGUGGUUGAAACGAAGAUCUGUCAACAGUGAAAGACACUGGAUGGAAAGUGACUAUUUCACAUCUUCAUUAAAAAGUCUGAGCUUUACAGUUUGACUUCUAAAUUAAAAUGUGCAGUGAUAAUCAAAAGCCUUAUUAUGCAUCUCCUGUGUAUUGCUUGUGUUACAAAACACACGAUCAUCAUUUCAGCUUUCUUUUGAUCCUUGGUAUAACAGACUAUUUUUAGUUGUCUUAAGUAAAACUGAAAUUUGAGACCUUUAGAAGAAAUGUGUUAGAACUUAUCCA
Chelonoidis abingdonii (Abingdon island giant tortoise) is the source of this 1094-nucleotide messenger RNA. RefSeq names its product integral membrane protein 2A (gene ITM2A). Lineage: Eukaryota; Metazoa; Chordata; Testudines; Testudinidae. Gene Ontology annotation, cellular component: plasma membrane; Golgi apparatus; extracellular exosome. Gene Ontology annotation, biological process: negative regulation of amyloid precursor protein biosynthetic process. The record is from RefSeq and is a predicted model, not a curated record. Gene Ontology annotation, molecular function: amyloid-beta binding.